This is a messenger RNA of Metarhizium acridum CQMa 102, 2388 nucleotides long. RefSeq lists its product as uncharacterized. Gene Ontology annotation, molecular function: toxin activity. The record is from RefSeq and is a predicted model, not a curated record. NCBI's taxonomy places the organism in Eukaryota, Fungi, Ascomycota, Sordariomycetes, Hypocreales, Clavicipitaceae.
AUGCAUAUUCGUUGGGCCGUUGUUAUAACAGCACUUCGUCUGCUUCAAUUGUCUGGCCAUGCGCUUGCCACACCAUCGCCACCAGGCCCACCUGUGCCAGACCGUCCUCCGGCCCCUCCGCCGCGUCCGCCGGUACCGGGCCGUCCCCCGCUUCCUCCGCCGCGUCCCAAGGGGCCUCCGGCUCUCCCGCGUCCACAGCCGCCAGCAGAGCCACCGAAACCACCUAGGGUAAAAUUUGACACCGAUCCGAACCCGGAAUUUGUCUUUCGUGGAGAAUCCGUGUCUUGGGACGAAGCUAAGAAGCGAGGCGGGUUUUUCCCACGUACCUCGUAUGAGUCACCGGGGGCGUACGAGCUAUGGCCUGUUCAACUGCAGCGGGAGCGCGGCGCCACCAUCGACACCGCUUAUGUUUCUACCUCGUACUACUUCGAGGUGGCGCGCAGCUACCCAUCGCGCAACAACCGAUUUGUCUAUCGUAUCCGUGGCACACCCAAUUUUGUCGACAUGCCUAGGUCUCUUGGCCAGCAUAUUGUAGUGGACGAAGUGGAGUUUGCCGCACUGGGUGGCAUUUCCUGGAAACAGGUGCACGGCUGGAUCGACUCUGCUGAUAUCCGGGAUGACACCAUUGUCGAUGAGUUGAGCAACACAAGAUUUGACCGGCUUCAAAAGGAGGGCAAGUACGUCCUUAAUCCAGACUAUGACCCUGCGUUCGACGCCUUUAGAGCCGGGGGAGGGGCGCCACAGCUUGUCGGAUUUCCCGAGGGCCACCCCGCGCGGAAUCAGGAGCCUUGGAAGGCCUUUCAGGACAAGUCUGCCAAGGAAUACGCCAUCGAGUUCAUGGACGAGAACGGGAAAGGGCUGGGUUGGCGCGGCCAAUUUCCCUUGCUCAAGCCUGCAGAAGGAACAUCUGAGAUUGACAAGCCAACUGGCGAGAAGCCGGGGAAGCCUUCUGAUGAAACGCUGGGGCUGCCGCCUUGUCCACGCACGAAAAGAUUUCUAUCACAAAGGCAGAGCAACUGUAUCCCGCAGCCGCAUGAGGCCUCACAUAACCAAGACAAGGCGCCCACUGCAGUUGAGACGGCCGGCGAUGGCGAGCUCAUGGCGAUGGCCAAUCAGAGAUCUAAAGAAAGUUUUGAUAGUCUUCUACUAGAGUUUGGUUAUGGCAGCGUGGUGAAGCAGGGACAGCUAUACAAUGAGCUAAACGCACGACUACCAGAGUUCAGUACGCCGCGGCCGGAGAAAAUCGCCGGACUUACCACCAAGAUCGGAGAGGGUGCGCUGGCUGUUGCCGGACUCGCACUUUACGGUAAAGCCGUGGCUGAUGUUUUCUCAAGUGACGCCAGCGUCUUGGACAAAGCCGCAGUAGUGACUUCCAUCUUGCCCGGCAUUGGCUGCGCUGUACAGCUUGCAGAUGAUGCGGAACGGGGACAUGGACAUGUUGAUGUAGCACAAACCGCUUUAUGCUCUACUGAAGAUGCUCUAUCCGUCUCCGGGUUUUGGGAAAUCGCCCUGGCAAUGCAGGUAGGACAAGAGCUCAGCAAUUGGAUAAAAGCAGAGAAUGAGCGGGAUAAACUCUGGGAUAUGGAACUCCUUGCCAAGAAGACUGCAGAGGGGUGGCUUGAUAAUGCCAAAAGACUGAUUAAUCAUCUCAGAUCGGACGAAUUUAUUGCAAAUGCUACAACUAAAUUAUCGACAUACCAAAUCCUUACUUUAUUUCAGGCGUCGCAGCUCACAGGCGACCUACAUGCCGCUCACAAGGUCCUGUCGGAAAACGCUACAAUGCCCAAUGCACAACAGGGCCAAAGCGUCAAUGAUGAUAUCAGCGCGCUUGUACAACCGGAGCUGAAGCGACAAAUCUGUUCAACAAUGGCAGAAAGCAAAUACCAGCUCCACAUGAAGCUUGAAGCCGUAGCUCUUAAUCAUAUGGCAAAGCUAGAACGCGAAUUUCGAAAUCACUUCCUAGAUGAGUGGUUAAAGGCAGCGACCACGCCUGCUCCGAUACUCGGCAUAACACUCCCAGACUGGUCCAGUAAUACGAAACUCAUCCACGAGGAGAUUGAUAGAGCCAGAAACACACCUCUGCCUCUAUACGAAGACGAAGUUAAAAGGGCUAUCAAAGAGGCAAUUGAGCGGAUAAAAACACCCGCUCCGUGCCAAUGUGUUCAGGGCAAGAAGGGAGGCAAGUGUGAAUUUGGGGACUGUCAAAGUCCCUCACCUCAAACUCGCAUGGAUGCAGGAGGAAGAAUAUAUGCUACCAGAGUGCGAUCUAUUGAAAUGGCCAAGAGAAUGCGCUUAACAGAAGGUUGCCAGGCCCUCUUCACGACAUGCCAGGUUCCAGGCUCGACAAGCGAAAUUGGUAGGCCUCUUUGGUGUACGCCGGGCAAAUAA